AUGGAAACACAUCUGAUUUUGGGGGUUCUGCUGUCUAUCUGCAGCCUCUCCUUUAGUCAAGAAUGUGAUCAACAGCUUCUGGAGAAUAUGGAUUUCCCUGGAUCAGGCAUCAAAUUUGUCUUUUCUCCUGAUGUCAGCCACUGUCAGCAGCUUUGCACCCAGCACCCCGCCUGUCUCUUCUUCACCUUUGUUCGUGCGGACUGGACCGGGGACAACAGGCACUUCUACUGUUACCUCAAGACCACUCCCUCUGGACAGCCCAAUUUGAGGACUCCAUUAUUGGGUGCCACCUCUGGAUUUUCUCUCAAAAACUGCAACGCAGAUCCACAGCCUUGUCUGCCUCAGCUUUACCAUAACGUAGACUUCCCAGGGGCAGACUACCGCAGCUUGUUUACAGCCGACUAUGAGGAGUGUCAGAGAGCCUGCACACAGGACCAUGGCUGUCAGUUCUUUACUUUUGUCAAUGUGGGCUACACAUCAGAGAAUAUCAGGUACAAGUGCCACCUUAAAUUCAGCUGGGCGGUACCGAUAAUUCCUAUUGUUCAAAGAAAAAUGUAUGUAGUAUCUGGAUUUUCCGAACCAGCACACACAACUCAAGGAUCUAAACCAGCAUGUAAGGGAAAGCUUUUUCCGAGCACUGACAUCCAAGGAAAUGACCUUGUGACUGUUCGUGCUGCCUCUCCUGAACACUGCCAGACUCUGUGCUCUGCUCAUCCAGACUGCACCUUCUUCACUUUUGUCAGCAACAACUUCAAUUGUCAGCUGAAGGAAAACAAAAAGGAAAUGGUUUUCAAAGCCGGAGCAGGAUUCACAUCUGGAUUACCAGCACGGUUCUGUCAGCCGGAUAACAGCUGGAUUCAGGUCGCUCUUGAAGAAGUAGAUUUCCAGUACAGUGACAUUCGAUACGAGCUGAUGGACGAUGCACACACUUGCCAGAUGACCUGUAAUGAGGAUGCUAACUGCCAGUUCUACACCUAUGUCAAAGCAAACACAUCUGACAUUGAGUACAGGCGCCGCUGCUAUCUCAAGCGUGCCAUCACCAUGCCUGCUCCUCCUAAAGUGACCAAAGUGACCAAUGCUGUAUCAGGCUUCCAACUGAGGAACUGCAUGCGCAGCGCUCCAGUCACUGUUGCUUAG
Cyclopterus lumpus (lumpfish) is the source of this 1137-nucleotide messenger RNA. RefSeq names its product coagulation factor XI-like. Gene Ontology annotation, cellular component: extracellular region. The transcript is spliced from 9 exons. Gene Ontology annotation, biological process: proteolysis. NCBI's taxonomy places the organism in Eukaryota, Metazoa, Chordata, Actinopteri, Perciformes, Cyclopteridae. Gene Ontology annotation, molecular function: protein binding. Bases 1 to 1137 code for a protein of 378 amino acids. The record is from RefSeq and is a predicted model, not a curated record.